AUGGCUGCCACCUCGUCGCAGUCGCUCUACCAGAGCGCUGCCAUCUUUGCCGGUGGUCUCGCUAUCGGCGCAGGUACGCUCGCGCUCUCGCGUGCCGCCUUUGCCCCCGCACACAAGCCCAACAAGUCGAUCAAGCGCAAGGUGUCGGACGCAAAGCUGCGUUCCACCGACUCUUCCAAGUCUGCUACCACCGCUGUCGCCGCAAAGGACUCUGCCACCGCCCUCGCUGGCAUCACUGGCGCUGGCCGCGUUGACCCUUCUGCUUCCAAGCAGCUCGACGACGUCGACGCAAAGGGCUCUGGCCCUGUCGCUCCUUCCAAGCCACAGCUUCCCGGCCACGCCGCUCCCAACGGCGUCGAUGCCACCGCCGGUGGGCAGAAGCUCAACGGCCUCGUCAACGCUCAACCUGCCAAUGCUGCCGUUCCUGAGCCCUCGCCUGCCAACCGCGCCAAACAUGUCGAGGCUCGCAUGGACUUGAGCACCGUCCAAGGUCCCUCCGAGGCCGAGGUCGCUGCCAAGAUCGCCGCUCAGUCCUGGUUGCUCGGCGUCUCCAGCACCAAGCUCACCAGCACCGCCGCCAUUGACUCGAUCGCCUACGGCAACAGCACCGCCAUCUUCAGCUACGAGAGCCAGGCCAACGGCGGCCUUGGCGCCUACAGCGAGCAGGAGGCUAAGCUUGCCGCCGAAAAGGGCUGGUUCAAGGGUCGUCCUUCAGUUUUCGCCAUGCAGACCCGCUCCGGUGCCGGCAAUGCCAUCAUUGGCUACCUCAACGCCAAGGGAGGCUCUUCCUCCACCCAGGCCGCCAAGGUCGUCACCGCCCUUACCAACGCCGCUGGCUUCGCUGCCAUGGCCCCUGCCCUCGCCUCGUACCACGGCUCGGACAAUGCCAAGCUUGUCCUGCAGGUCUCGGCUGCCACCCACUCUGCCGAACUGGAUCAGGAGCUCAACAUCACCAACGAUUACGCUUCGGUUCUCUCCGCCGCCGCCGCUCUCGGCGACUCGUUCGAGGUUCUCCUCUCGGCCACCCGACAGGAGGCUGUUGACUUUGCCCGGUAUGCCUACCAGUCGUCCAAGAAUGUCGUCCACAUCUUUGACGGUGCCUUUGCAGGUCGCGAAGUCGGCACGCUCAACAUCCCCACCAAGGGACAGAAGGUCGACGUUCCCGAGCCUUUCCUCUUCACCGGCUCGCCCAAGGCCCAGACGGUCCUCGUCGUCCCCAGCGGCUCUCACAGCCAGGCUGCUCGUGCCGUCCUGGUCACUCUGCCUCCUGCUGUGCGCCACAACGUCGCACUCCUCUCGGUUCGCAGCCUGCGUAACUGGGACGAGUCCGACCUCCGCAAGGCGCUUCCCAAAUCGGUCGAGAGCCUGCACAUCCUCGAGGAGGUCGCAGAUGGUGCCAUCUCCGGUCAGCUCUACGAGGACAUUGUCUCUGCCGUCUUUGACGCCGAGUUUGCCGGCUCCGACAUCCCCUCGCACGUCUUCCCCCUCGCCCUCGCCCCCGGCCAGGACUUGACCGCUGCCGAGCUCAGCAAGCUCCUCGAGACGCUCGGUGCCAGCCACAACGCCGCGCUCAAGCUCGAUGACGUGCUCGACGAGGCAGACGACGCCCAUGCCGACCUUCUGGCCCUUUCCGGUGCCUCCGUCGUCACCUUCUUCGACAGCGAGGCUAGCCCCACUGCUCCUCUUGCUCAGCUCACCGCUCGCGCCAUCCGCGACCGCGGCGCUGACACCCAGCUCCACGCCCGUCUGCUGUCUCGCUACGACAACUUUGAGGCCUCGGGCAUCGUUCGCUCCGACAUCAUCCUCUCGAGCCGUCCUGAGUCGGCCGCCGAUGCUCCCAUCGUCCUCGCCGCCGAGGAGAACGCUGCCAAGGUGGUUGUCAUCAGCGACCCCGCCACCACGCUCAAGAGUUACGCUCCCUUCCAGUCGCUCGUCCGUGGCGGCACCGUCAUCUUCAACACCCCCGGUUGGGAGGUCGCCGAGCUCGACUCCAAGCUGCGCGCCGAGGACAAGCGCGUGCUUGCUCAGAAGAGUGCCCGUCUCCUGCUCGUCGAUGCCGCUGCUGUCGUCGAAAAGCUCAACACCAAGACCGCCAACGCCAGCGGUGGCAAGGCCAAGGUCGGCGACAACGUCGUCCCCGCCGAGAUCGCCGCCGCCGUGCUCCUCGUCGCUGUCUUGCGUGUCCAGCUCAACACCUCUGGUGCUGCUCUUGCUGCCUUCCUCAAGCGCGUCAUCGGCACCGCUCCCGUUGGCAUUGAUGGCGUCGAGGGCCUCGUCUCGGCCGCCGAGAGCGCCAUUCAACUCCACGCCUUCAACGACGACGAGUGGUCGCGUGCUGAGCCCAUCUCCGAAGCCGAGCAGAACGCUCCUCUGCGUCCCACGCAGAUCCGCUACAACGGCUUCGGUCCCAACCCGGACGCUGCCACCGUUGGUGUCGAGGCUACUCCCUUCCGCAGCACCUGGGCUCAGUCUGCUUGGCAGCACCUCUUCUCCGAGGCCUACGACACCAAGGCCGACUCGCUCCGACCCGACCUGCCCGAGCAGACUUGGGUGGUCGAGGUCACCGAGAACCGCCGCCUCACCCCUGUCGACUACGACCGAAACGUCUUCCACAUGGAGCUUAGCACCAAGGGCACCGAUCUCAAGUACGAGGUCGGCGAAGCGCUCGGUGUCCACGGCUGGAACGACGAGCAGGAGGUUGCCGACUUUAUCAAGUGGGCUGGCUACGACGCCGACGAGAUCGUCAAUGCUCCAAGCCUCACCGAGGCCGGCAAGCACGAGAGCCGCACCGUCUUCCAGACGCUGCAGCAGAACCUCGACAUCUUCGGUAAGCCUCCCAAGCGCUUCUACGAGGAGCUCGGCAAGCUUGCCACGAACCGUGACGAGGCCCGCUGGUUGCGCUUCAUCAGCUCCGCCGAAGGCUCGUACACGUUCAAGAAGCUUUCGGAGAUCGAGACCUUGACGUACGCCGAUGUGCUGCGCAUGUUCCCCUCGGCACGUCUGCCUAUCGACCAGAUGCUUACGCUCGUCGAGCCCAUCAAGCCGCGUCACUACUCGAUCGCUUCUGCGCAGUCUGCCGUUGGUGAGUCGAUCCACCUGCUCAUCGUCACUGUUGACUGGAAGACGCCCAGCGGCAGCCCUCGCUUCGGACAGUGCACGCGCUACCUCUCGCAGCUCAAGCCCGGUGCCAAGGUGACUGUCUCGCUCAAGCCUUCGGUGAUGAAGCUGCCGCCCAUCGAUUCGCAGCCCAUCAUCAUGGCUGGUCUCGGUACGGGUGCUGCACCCUUCCGAGCCUUCAUCCAGGCUCGCGCUCACAAGAAGGCGCAGGGUAUCGACGUCGGACCUCUCGUGUACUACUUCGGUUCUCGUUACCGUUCGUCCGAGUACCUGUACGGCGAGGAACUCGAAGCCUACACCCAGGACGGUGUGAUCCAGCACAUGGGUCUCGCCUUCUCCCGUGACACGUCCAAGAAGGUCUACAUCCAGCACAAGAUCCUCGAGGAUGGCGAUCUGCUCACCCAGUACCUCGGCCCCGAGAUCGAGAAGCUCGAGGCUGCAGGUGGUAAGGCCGAAGUCGUCCUCCAAGACGGCCUGGUGAACGACGACGACGUUGAGGAAGGCAAGAAGGGUUACUUCUUCGUCUGCGGUCCUACCUGGCCCGUUCCCGACAUUCACGAGGCGCUCAUCGGUGCCUUUGUCAAGAAGGGCUUGACCAAGGAUCAGGCCGAGAAGAAGAUGGAGGCUCUCAAGGAGGACGAGCGAUACGUCCUCGAGGUGUACUAG
Pseudozyma hubeiensis SY62 is the source of this 3783-nucleotide messenger RNA. RefSeq lists its product as hypothetical. Lineage: Eukaryota; Fungi; Basidiomycota; Ustilaginomycetes; Ustilaginales; Ustilaginaceae. The record is from RefSeq and is a predicted model, not a curated record. Gene Ontology annotation, molecular function: sulfite reductase (NADPH) activity; flavin adenine dinucleotide binding; FMN binding. The transcript has a single exon. Gene Ontology annotation, cellular component: cytosol. Bases 1 to 3783 code for a protein of 1260 amino acids.